Esox lucius (northern pike) is the source of this 2730-nucleotide messenger RNA. It is a transcript of the gene foxj1b, whose product is annotated as forkhead box J1b. Gene Ontology annotation, molecular function: DNA-binding transcription factor activity; sequence-specific DNA binding. The coding region runs from base 281 to 1720 and encodes 479 amino acids. Gene Ontology annotation, biological process: regulation of DNA-templated transcription. Lineage: Eukaryota; Metazoa; Chordata; Actinopteri; Esociformes; Esocidae. The transcript has 3 exons. The record is from RefSeq and is a predicted model, not a curated record.
GGAAUAUAUAUAUACAUUGAUUAUCCUAUGCAAAAAGACAAAAAUUGAUUAGCUAAUCUGGGCUAUCUAUAUGAACUGCUUUGGUGAGCCCUCCCCUUCAGCACUUGUUGCGCAGAGGAUAGAUGGUGCUUCGGAGUCCUAGAAGAAAGGAGCAGGAACUAAUCGACCGAACGCAGCAACAGGUGCACACUGGUCCCCAGCAUCUUCACUGACCUGUCCUUGAGGACAUCUCACUGAACACAAUUCCCCUAUCUUUCUGGGUAACAGUCUCGCGUUCAGAAUGCCUGUCCUUAUGAAUCCGGAGGUUGCCUCCAAGUUUAAGGAGAAAUGGCUGACCCUCCAGCCGGUGGACCAGGACGCCUCAAUUGGCUCAGUGCACUUAGACGACAGCCUGACGAGUCUGCACUGGCUCCAGAACUUCUCCAUCCUCAACGCUAACCCGGAAAGACCCACCAGCUCCGGCUCGGGUUGCACUUCCCAGCACCUUCAUUCAUACCACCAGCGGCUGUACCCCAGGGGCACCGACUCCCCGUCUAGCCCUCCAGCCGGGGACACCGCCGCUACCGGGAUGCCUCUUAGCCUCGGUAGCCCAGAUACCUCUGGCAGUAACUCCACCGACGCGCGUUUGGUGAAUUACGCACAUCACCACACUACAAUCUAUCCUCACCACGACCACCAUAUCACGGCGCAGAUAAUCCCGCCGGAGGAGAUAGACUACAAAACGAACCCCAAAGUCAAACCGCCUUACUCCUACGCUUCUCUCAUUUGUAUGGCCAUGCAGGCCAGCAAGAAGCCCAAGGUGACUCUGUCCACCAUCUAUAACUGGAUCACAGACAACUUCUGCUACUACAGACACGCAGAGCCCAGCUGGCAGAACUCAAUUCGGCAUAACCUCUCGCUCAACAAGUGCUUUAUGAAGGUUCCACGACAGAAAGAUGAACCAGGAAAAGGAGGUUUCUGGCAGAUCGACCCUCAGUACGCUGACAUGUUUGUUAAUGGAGUCUUCAAGAGAAGGAGAAUGUCUUCCAACCUUUACAGCAGCCAUAAGCCGAACAAGCUCUUACACAAUCUUGAGACUGGUUUCCAGGUAGCAGCACAGGGGAUCCAAGAUGGCUACCACUACCUGCCUGCAGCAGGCAGCAAGCGCAAACAGCCUUCUCCAAGGCAAAAUGGCAAAAUGGCACGGACACCUAAGUCCCCCCUUUUAGCCACUGAGGCCCACAGCAGCGAUGGAACUCUGAAGGGAGACUUUGACCUGGCAUCUGUCUUUGACGAUGUCCUAAGUGGAGGCUGCAGUACGUUUGAAGACCUGGACAUCAACUCUGCUCUGAGCUCGCUGGGCUGUGAACUAGACCUGACCUUGCAGGGGAGGCACUCUACUGGGCUGGGGAGGUGGUGUGGAGAAGGGGACAAUGAGCCCCAGAUCCAGCAGACCCAACAGUCUUACGCCUACAUGGAGCUGAGUGGCUCAACAGGAUGUAACUGUGGUAACCUGGCGGAGCUUCAGGUUCAACAGGUGAACCACGACCAGUUGUUGCAGACGCACCUGCAACAGUUUGAGGAGGUGACUCUGUUCCCAGAGCGGCAGGAGGUGCACCCUUGGGAGGAGAUGAAGGAAGAGGCACAGGCCAUCCCGCUGUCUCUGGAUCAGGGCUUUGGUCUGUGUGAAGGAUUCUUCUCAGAGAUCCAGCCCUGGGAGAGGUCUGAGGCCUUUCUGUGACAGACCUCUGUGAUCCCUGUGUUUCUGAUCCAGGGAACUACAGUUUCUUCAGACUGGGGCUAAAGACUGGGUUAUGGUUGGAAGAAACAUGGAAACAAGUACAUGACACCAUUAGUCUUACCUCCUGUUGGGCCCUCCACUCCAAACAUACUCCUGAUGCGCCCAUUACAUACAAACGACUAUUUUGCUACAUUAGCAGAAUAAGAUCCUAAAUACUGUUAUUUUGUAUUUUUAUUAACAUUUGCUUUUGCAUUAUGUUUUGAGAAAUCUAUGCUGUAUGUUUAUGACUUUAUUAAUAUAUGUUUCUGUUUUCAUCGCAGACUGGAAAAGUCAAUUAAGAGUCAGUUCUUAAAGUGGUGGGUCCUAGUCAAACUUAGUGUUUUCCAAGUAACCAUUUUAACAUAUCUACUACAGUCUAUAAGAUGGAUGGACAUGUCUUGAGUCAAAAGCUAUGGCAAAGCAGAGAGAAAGACAUGAAAUUAACUGAAAUGCCUCAUUUAGAAAACUCAAGAAUAUGCACAUUGAGAGACAGGUACGGUAUGAUUGAGGCAAGCUGUAUGUCACAAUGCUAUUGGCUCGUGGUCCAUAAAACAUGCAGAGGCACAGAUUAAAUGUGUACAAAACAUUGUUUUACAGCAAUACAAAAGCCUUGGCAGGCCUUUUUUGUACAAACUUUCCAUUCUGUUAAUCUUGUAUUUGAUUAAAAUCUGCUGAUUAGUCUUUAGGAUUAUGCUUCCCAUUGAAGAAAUGUUGAUUCUCUCACUGGGUGAUCAGCGUCUUUUGAGUGAUAUUGGUUACUGUUCAUGAUUGAUUUGUUUCUUCAAAAUACAAUACUUUUAAUGUUUUCUCAAAAUGGACUAUUUUUAAAAGGAUGAUUUGUUAAAUUGUUAGUUUUUUUAAGCAAACUGAUUAGGAAAACCGAUGAAGUGAUGAAACUGAUUGAAAAGCUUGUUCUCUAGAAAUGUUUGAUGAAGUCUUUGAUUUGUCAUUUAGUUGUUUUCAUUUGUGUU